Molecule: messenger RNA, 1599 nt
Organism: Chinchilla lanigera (long-tailed chinchilla)
Lineage: Eukaryota; Metazoa; Chordata; Mammalia; Rodentia; Chinchillidae
Gene: Cabyr
Product: calcium binding tyrosine-(Y)-phosphorylation regulated
Exons: 5
Coding region: 153-1463 (436 amino acids)
Biological process (GO): sperm capacitation
Cellular component (GO): cytoplasm; sperm fibrous sheath
Molecular function (GO): calcium ion binding
Source: RefSeq, a predicted model, not a curated record
GCUUUGUGACGCACGCCGCGACGUUUCCCAGGCCUAUAAAAGGCCGCACCGGCUUUGGUUUCUUUCAGGAGCCGCCGGCGAGGGGUCAACGAGGAAGCUCUAUAAAUCCCAGCCGGAAAGAAAGAAGUUGAGAUUACAGACAUCCUGCCAAAAUGAUUUCUUCAAAGUCCAGACUUGUCGUACCCUAUGGCCUCAAGACUCUGCUUGAGGGAGUUAGCAGAGCUAUUCUCAAAACCAACCCAUCAAACAUCACCGAAUUUGCAGCAGUUUAUUUUAAAGAACUUAUAUUGUUUAGAGAAGGGAAUAUGUCUCUGGAUAUAAAAGAUCUGGUUAAACAGUUCCAUCAGAUUAAAGUAGAGAAAUGGUCAGAAGGAAUGAUGCUGGAGAAGAAACUAGAACGUUUAAAAGAAUCCGAAGGAACACCUGUGGUCUUCCAAGAGCCUACACGGAUGGAAAAGUGCACAGACACAGAGGAGGACAGUAUUUCGGGGCCACAGUUCACCAACAAAACCACCCAGUUUCCAUUAGUUAGUGCUGAGUGCCUGCAACCUGAGACGGGUGAAGCAGUUCACCGUCCUUCUUCCAAACCAGCCACGCCCAAGGCCACCACCCCACCCCCAUCACCAUCUCCAGCACCCGCCACGGCAGAGUUCGCCUAUAUCCCCGCUGACCCGGCUCAGUUUGCCACUCAGAUGCUAGGUAAUGUUGCAUCUACUCAUUCUCAUGAAUCUGAUGUGUUAAUGGUGGACACAGCAACCAGUAUGCCCGUUUUUAUCGAGGAGGUGCUGAGCACAGAGGUUGCUGAAGAACUGGUGGUGGCCGCUCCUCUGGUGUACCCCGGAGAGGUGCAGGUUGUAAGCCAAGCAUCUGUGCAGGUAGAUGUGGGUUCUAAACCUAAAGACCGUGAGGCUGAACCAUCAGCGGCUUCCUCAGUCCCCUUGCAGGAUGAACAACACCCUCCUGUUCGUGAUCAAGCUCCUCAGGUCACAUCAGCCCUUCACAUAUCAUCUAUAUAUAAUGGUGCGCCUGUCACUGAAGGAGUUGUAGUCAUCCCUGCCACUGAAAUGCAGCAGUUACCAUCAGUGAGUCCCAAACUUGUAGUGUACGAGAUGCCCUCCGGCAUGUGCAAAAACCCUGUAGAGUCUGAGAAACUUGCAGAGUCGCAGACUGCAGAUUACCAGCCCUUAGUCCAUGUGGAGGUAGAAGCUGUAGUAGUGCUCUCUGAUCCCAGUUUUCAAGGCCAGCCGGAGCCACCUGCAGAGCCCCUGGAUGCAGAGGACCUUAUCGAGACAGGCCCUGAAAGGUCUCUGCACCUUGAAGUGGAGAUCAUGUCCAUAGACCCUGACAAACCCGGGCAGGAGUCAGCCCAGGAGACAGAGGGUGAAGCAGCGCCCCCAGGGGCAGCUGCACGAUCAUCUAGUGGCCCCUUCCCUCCUGUGCUAGAAGGUCUUACUGAGCCAUAAAUCCAACCAGAAGGGGAAGCAACAUCUGAACAGGUUUGGUGAGGCCAGCAAUAGCAACAAGCGAAGCAGGACAACCACCACCAUAUUCUAACAACAUGUGGACUCUUUAUUGUCUAACUGAUAUGAAUCAACAAAG